UUCUCUAACGAUAAGUACUUACUUGCUGUAAAAUAAAACUUAAUAUUAAAAUAAAACAAGUGUUCCUUCAAACCUGCGUUUCACUAAACUCCAAAUACUACAUGGCGCAGUCGUACAAGAGCAUAGCUCCAGUUAAAAUAAGAUAAUAAGAAUAAAAUAAGAAAAAGAAGAAAUCGAAUCAAGAUGUCGGGCGUCGAGUACCGCAUGCCGGCACCACUAAAUCUUGAAGUAAUUGAAGACCUUUAUCCACAAUGGCUUAGAUUUAAGCAGGCGUUUAGAAUAUUUGUCUCAGCGGCUGGUUUGGAAAAAAUCACGGAGGCCAGAAAAGCAUCAGUUCUACUUAACUGUAUCGGUCAACCGGCGCAAGAACUGUAUUUUAAUACUUUAAAGAAGGAUAAUACAGAAGACACUGCUAAAUUAGAAGAGGUAAUAACACUGUUUGAAGAAUAUUUUAAACCGAAAUCAAGUGAAGUUAUUAACACAUGGCAGUUCAACAAAAGAAUACAAGAAGAUGGAGAAAGCUUUGAUUCAUAUUACACAGAGCUUCGAAGAAUAGCUAAAAAUUGCAAUUUCGACAAACAACUGGACCGGAUGUUAAGGGACAGAAUUGUAGUAGGCAUCAGAGAGCAGCGAGUUCAACAAAAACUGCUGGAAAUAAAAGAUCUAACACUUGAAAGAGCAGUGGAUGUCUGCAGAUCGGCGGAGCUUUCCCGGGAACACGCGCGGGUCUUGGCAAAGCAGACCACGGCGGAGGUGGAUGCAGUACAGAGGCGUGCACCAGCGCAGCACUCCAAGCCAUCGCAGUCACCACCAAAUACUCAAGCUAAGUAUAACCUAAGCUUGCUUAGUAAUAAAAAAUAUAAAUGUAAAAAAUGUAACACAGAGCAUGGCCCUCGGGCAUGCCCGGCCUAUGGCCAGCGAUGCGAAAAUUGUAACAGGUACAAUCAUUUUAAAGUUGGGUGCAAAUUAAUCAAUCAGAUUGAGUGUUUUGAGCAGGAAAAUGAGGAAAUGAUCUGACUAGUUCGGGUGUGUCACUCAAGUAGCGAAUGCAAUUGUGAGUGGACAGAGUCUUUAAAAGUCAAUAACAAGUCUGUAAUUAAUUUUAAGUGUGACACAGGGGCACAGGCAAAUAUUUUGUCAUUAGAAGAUCUUAAAAAAGUUGUCGAUGAUGAAAAUAAUAUAAAACUGUCUGAGACAAGAAGUAUUUUAGUGGCUUUUGGAGGAUCACGCAUUGUUCCUGAAGGAAAAAUAACAUUAACAUUGACACUUAAUGAUGUUCAGUAUAGUACACAGUUUAUAAUAGUAAAACAAAAUGUAAAAGCCAUUUUAGGCCUGUGUUCCCUGUUCAAGCUAAACUUCAUUCCAAAUAAAAAUAUAAAUACAAUUGAUAAGUUUCAAUGGGAUAAAAAUUCAAUUUUUAAAAAAUAUGGUAAACUGUUUCAGGGUGUUGGAGAGUUUAAUGAACCUCUGGUGCUCCACACUCAACCGGAUGCAGAACCUGUGGUGCGGCCGCCGCGUCGGGUGCCUAACGCAAUCAAACCCCGGCUUGCGGAGAAACUAAGAUCGUUGGAAGAACGACAGAUCAUCACCAAGGUCGAACAUCCUAAGAAUUUUGUGAGUAAUCUUGUGAUUAUUGAAAAGAAAGACAAAUCACUAAGAAUAUGUCUAGAUCCUAAGGAUCUUAAUAGUGUGCUAGUCAGGGAAUACUAUUUAAUACCUACUCUUGAAGAGAUUGUCCCCAGACUGUCUAAUAAAAAAUAUUUUUCAGUGCUUGAUCUAUCAGAAGGAUUUUAUAACAUAAAAUUAGAUGAAAAAUCCAGUGAUCUUUGUACUUUUAAUAGCCCGUUUGGCUGCUACAAAUUUAAUCGGUUGCCCUUUGGGUUGUCUGUAGCACCUGAAAUUUUUCAGAAAUAUAAUGAAAGGGCAUUUGGGGACAUUCCUGGAGUAAUCAUUUAUUGUGAUGAUUUACUAAUAUGUGCUGACAGUGAAGCAGAGCAUGAUGCAAUUUUAACAAAGGUGUUUGAAAGAGCUAUAAAACAUAAUGUGAGAUUCAAUAAAAAUAAAUUUCAAUAUAAAAUGAAUGAAGUCAAGUAUUUUGGUCACAUUUUCUCUCAUGAAGGUAUGAAAAUUGACCCUGAAAGGAUAAAAGCCAUUAACAGUAUUAAAAGUCCCAGUAAUAAAAAAGAGCUACAAGUGUUUCUAGGAAUGGUAAAUUACCUAAGGAAAUUCGUUCCUAACCUAGCUAAAAUUGCAUCACCACUCCAAUUACUUCUUAAGAAAAAUGUAGAUUGGCUAUGGACAGAUGUACAUGAAAAUUCGUUUAAUAAAAUAAAAUUGCAUGUCACCGAGGCACCUGUUCUGCAAAACUUUGAUGUUAAACAACCGGUGGUUAUACAAUGUGAUGCCUCAAAGGAUGGCCUUGGCUGUUGUUUACUCCAAAAUGGAAAACCUGUUUGUUUUGCAUCGAGGAGUUUAACAGCAUCAGAGAGGAAUUUCUCACAAAUAGAAAAAGAACUUUUAAGUGUAGUCUGGUCAACUAGGAAAUUCCAUUACUAUAUUUACGGGCAAAAGUGCAUUGUUCUUAAUGAUCACAAGCCACUGGAAACCUUACUUAAAAAAUCUAUACAUGAGGUUCCAUCGCCCAGACUUCAAAGAUUAAAAUUAAAAUUACUCAAAUAUGACAUUGAAUAUCAGUACCUUAAAGGUAAAUUUAUGUAUAUUGCUGAUCUGCUGUCACGUGCUUUCAUGUCCGGUAAUGAAACUGAUGAACCAGAUAUGUAUGAUGUCAUUCACUGUGUCGGCCUAGCAAAUAACUUGCAGUGCACUAAUGAAUUUAAAAAAGAAUUAAUUUCUGAAACUAAUAAAGAUGCAGAAUUGUCAAAUCUUAAAGAAUUUACUAAAAAUGGAUGGCCAGAUAAAAAACAUAUUCCUGAUAACAUGCAAUAUUAUUUUAAAUUCAAAAGUGAUAUUACUGUUGAUGAUAAUUUGUUGUUUAUGAAUCAUAGAUUAUUAAUACCUAAAUCUUUACGGACACACAUAAUGGAAAAAUUGCAUGAAGGCCAUCUUGGUAUGACUAAAAUGAAAAAUCUAGCUAGAAGUCUGUAUUAUUGGCCUAAAAUUGAUGAACAUCUUGAUAAUUUUGUAAGACAGUGUUUUGUUUGUCAAACUUACCAAAAUAACAACACAAAAGAGCCCCUAUUAUGUCAUAACAUCCCAGACUUACCUUUCUCAAAGCUAGGAACAGACAUAAUGGAAUAUAAAAAUAAAAGCUAUCUAGUGAUAUAUGACUAUUUUUCUAAAUGGCUAGAUGUAAAACCAAUAAGUAAUAAAAGUGCCAAGACUGUCAUAAGUUGUCUUAUAGAUAUUUUCUGUAUAUUUGGAGUACCAAGUGAGAUAGUCUGUGAUCAUAUUCCCUUUGACUCACGAGAAUGUAAAAAUUUUGCUAAUAUAUGGGGAUUUAAAUUUACCUAUACCAGCCCUAGGUACCCACAGUCAAAUGGUAUGGCGGAAAGAGCUGUACAAAUUGCUAAAAAAAUACUUAUUAAAUGCCAGGUGGACAACACAGACUAUAGGGUAGCGCUUUUACAAUAUAGAUCUUCUCCUGUUUGUGGCACUAAGUUUUCACCAGCUGAGUUGUUAAUGAAUAGAAAAAUAAAAACUAAAUUACCUGUAACAUCUACAUAUUUAAGACCAAGACUGAAUAUUAAUAUUAAGAGUGAGUUUCAUAAGACUGUAUCUAGAAAUGUAAAUAACUAUAAUGCUAAUACCAAAAGUAAAAAUAAUUUUGUUGUUGGCCAGAAAGUCUGGUUUAAAAAAGACUGUAAUAGUAAUAAGUGGCUACAAGGCCAAAUUGUUGAAAACAAUGGACUGAGGUCCUAUGAUAUUAUAGACAAUAAUAAUGUUAGGUACACUAGGACUUCUUAUCAUGUUCGACCUGGGUGAUUGGUAGUCUUCCGGCGCUCUGCUACUGGUUGAGUGUGGGGCUACAUAGAUUCUUAUAUUGUGUAUGGUACUUACUAUAGAUACAUUAUUAAUCAUAAGGUAGUAUGUAAGUAGAGUCACAUACAGAUUUUUUUUACUAUGUGUAAAACUAAAACUAAAUUUGUAGUGGUAAACUUAGACUUAGUAGUUUCAUCUGUAAUGCAGCGUUGCUUAAAAAAAAAAGGGGAAAGAGAAUGUAUAAUUUUUUAAAAAAAGAAAGGGGAAGAUGUAAUAUCUGUGGUAACAGUAUCCGAAACUAUUUGUUAUCAGUGUAGAGCGUUUCCGAACGCAUCUUAAAAAAAUGUAUGUCCAAUGUCUAAUGGGUGACCACACCCUCUUUGCCGAAAGCUUCUCUAACGAUAAGUACUUACUUGCUGUAAAAUAAAA
Cydia fagiglandana is the source of this 4368-nucleotide messenger RNA. RefSeq lists its product as uncharacterized. The record is from RefSeq and is a predicted model, not a curated record. Bases 184 to 1017 code for a protein of 277 amino acids. Lineage: Eukaryota; Metazoa; Arthropoda; Insecta; Lepidoptera; Tortricidae. The transcript has a single exon.